AUGGAGGAAACGUCUGAACUGACCAAAACUCUUCGGCCUAAAAGAACAACUGCUGCAACCCAGGACACCGCUGAGUGUGCAAAAAAGAGGAAAACUAGAAAAGAAAUAUCUAGGAACUAUAGGGAGAGGUUAAAAGAAAACCCAGAAAUACUGAAACUUCAUAGAGAGAGUGAGAAGAAACACUUCAAAGAAUAUUACUCGAGGAGAACCGAUGAAGCAGUACAGAGAAACAGAGAGUUACAGAGGGAGAGCAGACAGUACAGGGAGAGAUGCAAAAUGCGUCAUGGAGGUGAAGAAAAAAUCCGCAAAACUAGGAAAACCCAGGAACAAGACAGAAAAAGGUGGCGCAAGGAAAAGCAGUUACAGAGGCAGAACAUGAGCAGACAAAAAAAGACCGCAGAGAAUAAACGCAGGAGGGAUUUGUACGCUGCAAAGAAGUCGUCUACAGCUGCCAAAACCAGCCAGAAGAGUUCACCUGCUGUUUUAAUAGAAAAUUCAUGUGGACAAAAAGCAUCUGCACAGCGCGUUGCCAAUCAUAGAUUCAAAAAGGUUUUUCUCAAUGCCCUUCCAGCUGAUUCUUCUGUGCAAGCAGAAGUUAUUGCUGCUGAAUUGUUUGGGAGGACCACCGAAAGACGAGAAAAGAUGCUGUCCCAGCAGAUACUGAAUGAAAUCCAGAUGUUCUUCAACGAUGGGAACAUAAGUAAAGACCUGCCCGAUGCUCGCAGUGCAUCUGUCCAAGGGGGUGUGGUACAGUCGAGAAAAUUCUUGGAGUCGUCACUUUCAACAAAUUUCCAGAAAUACACUGAGACUUACGGGCCAAAAGUAAGCUUUAGUGCUUUCAAACGCCACCGACCCAAAACAGUGCUCCCAUUCACGUCGCACAAGUAUCGGGAAUGCUUGUGCGAAUAUUGUGCUAAUGUGGACUUAAAGUUAAAGUCAUUGAAUGCGAUCAUAGAGCAAAACAUUUGCAUACAGGACCGGUACGAGGCAUCUAGUCUCACCCUCUGUCCCAAAGUGCCUGAGGGCGAUUACAGAAAGAACUGCUUGGAUAGGCACUGUACAAGCUGUGGGACACGGGCACUAUCCCGUCACCUGGAUAGUGUUCUCCCAACACCGAGAUCUUGUCCAACUGUUUGGUUCCAGUGGGAGCAAGCCCAGAUAGGACAAGGCAGGACUCGCCUAAUGAAAGUCAAACAUGAGUCCAUGUUUGGGGGCCUAGUGGAGGCACUAGCAGAAGAUCUGGCUCCCUUCUCUGCACAUAUAUUCAAUGCCAAGUGGCAGUUCAGUCAAUACAAGUGUGUGACAAGCAAGUGCCCAGCCAACACUGUCAUCUUUUGCGAAGAUUUUGCAGAAAAUUACACUUGUAGACCUCAGGAUGCACCGCAGGGUUGCCACUGGAACAACACGCAGUGUACUAUACACCCCGUGGUUGCCACUUACAACUGUUCUGUUGAAAACUGUUCGGAGGUUAUCACAGAUUCGAUCAUCUUCAUCAGUAAUGACCUCACCCACGAUCACCAUGCCGUCCACCAUUUUGUGAACUCGUCUGUGCUGUUGCUGAAGGAGGAGGGUGUUGACUUCAACCGACUUGUGCAAUUUUCAGAUGGAGCACCAACCCAGUACAAAAACAGAAUUGCAUUUGUAGACUGCUCUUAUGCCACAGAAGAUCUUGGAAUCAAACCAGAACGCCACUUCUUUGGGAGCAGGCAUGGAAAGGGUCCAUGCGACCGUGAGAUAGGGGUCAUAAAAAAGUCUGUCACGGGAGCAGUUGUAUCUAGACAGGAUGAAGUUGCAUCACCUCGCAACCUAUUUGACAUGUGCAAGAAAAGACUUUGUCUGCCAAGAACAUAUGGUCACCAUCAUACAAAACGAUGUUUCAUUUUUGUGGAAAAGGAAUCCAUUGUCAGAGAGCGACCUGAUCGUACAUACAAAAACACCAGAAAGCUUCACUGCAUUACAGGCAUUCAGCCAUAUGUGGUAUCUGUUCGGGAACGGUCAGGGAAUGAUGGUACCUGCCUGCACACAGACCUCACUGGGCCUUGGAGUGUGUGCAACAUGUCGGUCACAUCACGGAAUGCCAAAAGUCGAAGGCCUCCAGAUGCCAACCAUGCUCCCUCACCCUCACCAUUGGACCACACUAUCCCCACUUCUAUUUAA
This is a messenger RNA of Gigantopelta aegis, 2157 nucleotides long. RefSeq lists its product as uncharacterized. Lineage: Eukaryota; Metazoa; Mollusca; Gastropoda; Neomphalida; Peltospiridae. The record is from RefSeq and is a predicted model, not a curated record.